UUAAUUAAGCCAAUUCUGUAGAGAAUGGUUAAAUUUUUGAAGUACCUGAAAUGCCUAUACUUUAUUAAAGCUCCAUAAAUCUAUAAAUACUGUAUGAAGGAUAUGAUGGUAAUCUUGACAAUAAAAUAAAGGGGUAAGGAUUCUGCUGCGGCAGAGAAGAGAAGGGAAAAAAAAAAUUCCCAACAAAUUCUGCGGCAAAAGAGAGGGGGGAGAGAGAGAGAGAACAAAGACGCAGUCGCGCACGAUCUCCAGACUAGAGAAGAACUGCCGGGCCACGAUCUCAACACAGAUCGAUGCACAAGACGACGUGGGAGAAAAUCGGUGUACAAAUGGAUGCAUCAGGACUCAUCCCUCUUCCAACUUACAGUUCAUACGAAAAUAAGAUACACAGAAAGAAAGAAGAGCAGAGCACAAUCAAACCCAGGAGGAGGAGAAAGAGAAAGAAACAAAUCGGGUGACGGUUUGCAGACUUGCUAAUUGCCAUUGGGUCAUUUCAGAUUUUGGGUUUUGUUUUGCUCAAGUAGAAGACGAAUCCACUAUUGCAGACUUGAUAAUUCCCAUUGGAUAUCAAAGAAGUUAUGGUUCCAGGUAAUCUAAUCCCUCUGUUCUUCUCGAUUGAACUCAUUUGGUUUCCCAAUUGCAUAGUUCUUUUUAUUUUUAAUUUAAUUCUCUUUUUUCAUGUCGAGGGGAUAAUGUAUGCAUAAUCUUUUUGUUCAUUAGAUUGUUUUUUGCAGAAAGAAUUUUUAUUCUUCUUCUUUGUUUACUUUGAUUGGGGUUAGUAAUUGAUGAUACUAUGACUGUGUGCGAUGAUUUUAGCAUUUUUUUCUGGGUCUUCUUUUUAUUUGUUCCUGAACAGGGUAGUCGUCUAAAAUCCUAUCCAGGAAGAAAACAAGGAAAGGGCAGUGGCUAUCUAAAGUUGGGAUUCCAUGGUGUAUCUGCUAAGAGCUUCCAGCAAAAUUGGUUAGGUUCUUCAUUUUUUGUGUUAGAUAUGAAUUAGGACUGCAACUAAUAAUUGUGUUUGAAUAUAUUAUUCGUAGAUGUCGAUGUUGGUCUUCCUUUCAAUUUGUUUACUGUUUUGGUAGUGAUUCUGAUGUUCCUUUGGCUUUCCCAUUCAUAUUUUUACGUUUACACAUUCAUGUCAUAUUGAUGUUGCUGAUUUUUCCUCUUGGUUAGAGAUAGAUCUCACUAAAGUUCUUGAUUGGCCCUUUUUUCAUUUUGAUUUGUUUCUACCUCCUCAUGGUCUGGUAACAAUUCUCUCCCUGGAUUUAUGUUUUACAGAUUAUUAGAUUGAGGUUUGUUAUUUUCCUUCCCUCAGUUCUUCCAUUUAGAUUGUGAUCUUAUCUCCAUCUAAGCAUUUUGAGAUUUAUUAUUUUGGGUGUUCUUAUUACUGUUAUAUGAAUUGAGGUUCUGAUAACUUUUAUUUAGUGCAGCUUUGAGGUUUUCUUUGUUUGCUCUCUUUAAGGUCAUAAAAGCCUCUAUUUUUUUUCCUUUGUAUUUGUUUACAGAUACUUAGACAUAAGGUCUACAGAGAGACUAUGAGGUUAAGGAAAAUAAUCUCAGUGGUCAAGGAAAACAAUCACAUUAUUUGGGUUCGCAUUAUCAAGAUGUGAUGUUAUGUUUUUUGAAAGUUUAGAGGAACCUCACAGAUCAGCAUUAGCAAGUUUUUUGUACUUGGUUGAUGCAACGUGUGAGAUCUUGCUUAUGCUUCUCUCCAGUUGAUGGUGUCUCAUAAAACGAAAGUUAAUGACAAGUAAACACCAAAAGACUGGGCAACUCGACAGUUAAAUCAGGUCAUGUUGGGUUCACAUACCACUAUGUCUAACUCAGGUUCACAUACUAGACCGAGUCAGGUUCACAGAGACGAAUCAGGGGCAACCCAGACUGUGGAUGCUUCAAGAACAGGCACGACACAAAUGGAUCAUAGAGAGCGUGCGCGUGCUAGCCAUCAGGAAUGGAGACAAUCGAUGAGUUCUACACAACAUGAAGCCUAUUUGGCACGGCGGCGAGCUCAUGCUAGGGGAAAGCGACUAGCCGUGGAAAAUGUAAGUGACCAUGGACAAGAGGCGGGCCCAAGUAAUAGGAAUAGGCUAGCUCCAGUACACUCCGACAACGAGAGCAUAAGUUCAAGAGUUUCAUCCUAUUCCCAAAACCAUGACCAAGAUGCUACAAGGGUGCGCUUGACCCACAUAAGACAAUUAGCCCGUUCGACUACGUCUCGACCGAGCAAUGUGGUUAUUCAGAAUUCUGUGCCUUACGAGAUGCCUAAUGUCACAAUGAAUAAUCACGAUGAGGACCACAAUAACAACGAGCAUAUGGUGAAUAAUCAUGAGGAUCAGAACAACAACACUGAGCUAGAGAAUAACCCACAGGAUCAGCGCAGCAGCAGUGUUGACCCAGUGCGGCGUACAAGGAGAGCAGUAGUAAAUUCAAACUGCGCUAGAGAUUUUAAUGAGGGAUGGGGUGUCCCAUUUUGUCGAUUGCCUGCACUAAGAACAUGUCCAUACUGCAAUGCACGGUUAUUUCAUCGAGAGACCUUCAAUUUGUGUUGUUCGAAAGGAAAUAUUGUUCUGCCUCUAAUACCCUCUCCGCCAGAGAUGAUCCAGCUCUUUUCUGACCAAACAGAUGUGGGUAGAAAAUUCAGACAAAAUAUCCGAGCCUAUAAUAAUGUGUUUGCGUUCACUUCAAUGGGUGUGCAUGUUGAUGAAUCCAUUAAUCUUCGAGGUCGUGGAAUUUAUACUUUUCGUGCACAAGGUUCUAUAUAUCAUAAGAUUGGUGGGCUUUUACCAAGUGAAGGGGCGAGACCACGAUAUCUACAAGCUUACAUAUAUGACACCGAGCAUGAACUUGACAAUCGAUUGUCUGAAAGUGUAGUUUUAGACAGGGCACUGGUUGAAAAGAUACAACAGAUAUUGAAUCACUAUAAUCCAUUUGUCCAUCAAUUUCGAAGCCUCGGACAGCGCCAAGACUUGCCCAAUUGCAGGCUCAUCAUAAGAGAGCAGCCUUCUAAUCAACGUCAGUAUUGUUUACCAUCUGCAUCACAAGUUGUUGCUAUUAUAGUAGGAGGGGGCGACAUCAAUCCGAAUGGAAGAGAUUUAAUUGUCCAAACAAUUAGUGGAAGACUCUGGAAUGUUAAAGACUCGGUCGGAUAUUACGACCCCAUGCAGUAUCCUUUGUUAUUACCUUAUGGAACAUAUGGGUGGGAUAUUAAUAGUCAUGAUGAGAAUGGAAGACCUAUGUCAUGUUGCGACUAUUAUGCAUAUAUGUUACAGAUGCGCCUAGGUGAUGAAAAUCCUCUACUUCGAGGCGGACGGCUCUUACAACAGUAUGUUGUAGAUAAUUACGUGAAAAUUGAAUCCCAAAAACUCAGAUGGCUUCGCAGUAACCAAGAUACAAUUAGGAAAGAAUUUUAUCAAGGACUUCAAGACUCUUUUAUUGCAGGGGAAAACAAUGCAGGUAACGUCGGUCAUAGGACAAUUCUGCCAUCAUCAUUUGUUGGAAGUCCACGUGAUAUGUACCAACGGUACCAAGAUGCGAUGGCUUUGGUUCAAAAGUAUGGCAGACCAGAUUUGUUUAUCACUAUGACGUGUAACCCGAAUUGGGAAGAAAUUAAAAGUGAGCUACUCCCUGGACAAACAUCACAAGAUCGUCCAGAUUUAGAGGUCAGGGUAUUUCGUUCAAAACUUGAGCAGCUAAAAGAAGACAUCAUCACCAAAGGGGUAUUGGGAAGAGUUAUUGCUCAUGCUUUUGUCGUUGAAUUUCAAAAACGGGGCCUACCACAUGUACACAUGCUGGUCAUGUUGGAUGAAAAUGAUAAGCUUAAUAACCCUGAAGAUUAUGACCGCAUUGUUAGAGCAGAAAUACCAGAUAAAGAUGAAGAGCCACAACUUUAUGAUCUGGUGUUGAAACAUAUGAUUCACGGUCCAUGUGGAACCUUAAACCAACAGUCUUCAUGUAUGAAGAAUGGGAGAUGCAAUAAAAGUUAUCCAAAAUCAUUUGUAAAUUUCACUGUGCAAGGAAACGAUGCAUAUCCUAUAUAUCGAAGACGAGCAAGUCGCUUACCAGUCCCUCUACGUAGAUCUGGAGACACAAUGGUGGAUAAUAGUUGGGUUGUUCCUUAUAACCCGUGGUUGUUGCUACGGUAUGAUUGUCACAUCAAUGUUGAAAUAUGUGGGAGCAUAAAGAGUGUCAAAUACUUAUAUAAGUAUGUCUACAAAGGUCCUGAUAGAGUUGCAGUUCAAGUGCAAUCUGACCCAGAGUUCGAUGAAAUAAGACAAUUUGUCGAUGCAAGGUGGGUUUGUGCACCAGAGGCUUUAUGGAGGAUAUUUAAAUUUGUAAUGAACAGAAUAUAUCCAACAGUCGACAGAUUACAAAUACAUCUUCCAAACAUGCAACAAAUCAGAUUCGAUGCAAAUGAGACUGUAGAAGACAUUCUAGCAGAUGAGCAUGCACAGAAGUCUAUGCUUACUGAAUAUUUCACCAUGAACCGUAUGGAUCCGGAAGCAAGACGAUAUCUGUAUCGAGAAUUCCCUCAAUACUAUAGGUGGGAUAGUAAGCAAAAAGCUUGGGUGAAAAGAAGGAACAACUACAAGGUAAUUGGAAGAAUAUACAGUGUUUCACCCUCUGAAGGUGAGAAAUUUUACCUACGUGUCCUUCUCAAUCAUAUAAGAGGACCGAGAUCAUUUCGUGAUUUGCUUACUAUUAAUGGAGUUCUGCAAACUACUUUUAAGGAAGCGGCAGAGAAACGAGGUUUGCUGGAAGAUGACAAUAGCAUCCGACAAUGUCUGUUAGAGGCCUCUGCAAUUAGAAUGCCAUCAGCUUUGAGAAGAUUAUUCGUCACAAUUUUGGUGUAUAGUCAACCAACUGGUGUUCGAAGAUUGUGGGAUGAAUUUUAUCCUUUCAUGAUUGAAGAUUAUUCUUCUUCAAGUGAUAUUGUCGAUAUUUCUGUCAGAAACAGGCUACUUCGAGAUCUAAAUAGAAUGCUAGAACAAUUUAAUAAGGGCACUGGAGAAUUUGAUCUGCCUGAAAUGACAAGUGAGCCAGAAGAUAGUCUAGGAAUACCGAGAUGUAUUGAAGACGAAAUUUCUAUAAAUAUCCCGCAAGAAGAUAUUGAUGCAAUUGACCACCUUAACAACGACCAAAUGAUUGCAUUCAACACCAUAAUGGCCGCAGUUGAGGGAGGAGAAAGUGCAUUAUUUUUUAUCGAUGGUCCUGGAGGUACUGGGAAGACGUACUUAUAUCGUGCAUUGCUAGCAAAGUUGAGAAGAAUGAAUCAUAUAGUCUUAGCCACAGCAUCAUCUGGAAUUGCUGCAAAUUUAUUGUCCGGCGGGAGGACAGCUCACUCUAGAUUCAAGAUUCCACUCAAUGUAGAUGCAUCAUCCGUGUGUUCCAUAAGUAAACAGUCUGCUCUAGCACGACUGAUACAAGAUUCCACUGCAAUUAUUUGGGAUGAGGCACCUAUGACACAUCGACAUGUGUUUGAAGCACUUGAUAGAACAUUUCGAGACAUAAUGGAUGUCGAAUUACCGUUUGGUGGAAAGAUAAUGAUUUUUGGGGGAGAUUUUCGUCAAGUUCUCCCUGUUAUUCCUAAAGGAACGAAGUCUGAACUCAUUCAAGCCUCCAUUGUGAAAGCAACAUUUUGGGCACAAACAAAGAUAUUGAGAUUGAGACAGAAUAUGAGAUCCAUAAAUGACCACCAAUUUGCAGAAUUUCUACUUCGUGUUGGCGAUGGAAGUGAACAAGUCAUUGACGACGAAAUGAUGAGAUUACCAGAACGCAUGGUGGUUCCAUGGGAAAGUGACCAAUCUAUCAAUCAAAUUAUUGAUGAAGUUUUCCCCAAUUUGGGUGAUCAUGUAAAUGAUGCAAGAUACAUGGUGGACAGAGCAUUGAUUACUCCUAUAAACGAUGAUGUGGACGUGUUGAAUGAAAAGAUAAUCAAUAUGUUUCCGGGUGAAGAAAUUACAUUGUACUCAUUUGACUCUGUUGAAGAUGACAUGAGAAAUUUGUACCAACCAGAGUUUCUGAACUCAAUAACUGCAGGUGGGCUGCCACCCCACAAGUUAACUUUGAAAGUAGGUGCUCCAAUCAUGCUUUUAAGGAAUAUUGACCCUAAAUUGGGAUUGUGUAACGGUACUAGAUUGUUGUGUCGUGGUUCGUACCAAAAUCUGAUUGAUGCUGAGAUACUAACAGGACAGUUUGCUGGGACUAGAGUUUUUCUACCUAGAAUUCCUUUGAAAAGUGCAGAAAAUGCUGGGCUACCAUUUCAACUAACAAGAAAGCAAUUUCCAGUCAAACUGAGCUUCUCUUUGACCAUAAACAAAUCUCAAGGUCAGACUAUCCCACAUGUAGGUGUUUACCUCCCAGAUCAUGUUUUUAGUCAUGGACAAUUAUAUGUUGCAUUGUCGAGAGGAGUAUCAGAGUCAACCACAAAAGUUUUGGUUAAAAAAGGAUCCAUAGUUGGUGAAGAUGGCGUAUUUACGAAGAAUGUAGUAUUUAAAGAAGUUUUGCUUCAUUCAAACACAAAUGAUCGAUCGUCUUCAUAGGAAUGGUUGAGACAGAAGCUUUAGGAGAUGUGUUUCCAUAUUUUCAUGUGGUUGGUGCACGAAAACAAUCAAUAAAAAUGAACACUUCUUAUCUCAGUAAACUUAUUUUCAAAGAGUGGAACAAAAAGAAGCAUACAGAGUAUGUUCUCUUAAGCUUUGUUUCUUUUCCAUUAAAUAUAUUUUUAUUUUUGUGGUAGUUAAUCAAUUCCAAUACUCUUAAUCUA
This is a messenger RNA of Rosa chinensis, 6763 nucleotides long. RefSeq lists its product as uncharacterized. The record is from RefSeq and is a predicted model, not a curated record. Lineage: Eukaryota; Viridiplantae; Streptophyta; Magnoliopsida; Rosales; Rosaceae. Gene Ontology annotation, biological process: DNA repair; telomere maintenance. Gene Ontology annotation, molecular function: DNA helicase activity. The transcript has 10 exons. Bases 1794 to 6539 code for a protein of 1581 amino acids.